Molecule: messenger RNA, 1379 nt
Organism: Fimicolochytrium jonesii
Lineage: Eukaryota; Fungi; Chytridiomycota; Chytridiomycetes; Spizellomycetales; Powellomycetaceae
Product: putative alternative oxidase AlxA
Exons: 3
Coding region: 157-1152 (331 amino acids)
Biological process (GO): alternative respiration
Cellular component (GO): mitochondrion
Molecular function (GO): alternative oxidase activity
Source: RefSeq, a predicted model, not a curated record
GUCAAUGGAGGCUGUUUCUCGUCUGGAAACCGGCCCAUAGUAACCACCGGCGGGAGAUCCCGACCCCCGACCCAUACCGCAAACGACAACCGGACGCAUCAACUCGAUAAAAGUCAUAUACAGCUAUACAGUCAUCGCAGACACCACAGAACAGCAAUGUCACACCACCUUCUUUCCUCACGCCUCGGCCUCUUCUGCACCCAUCACACCCCCUCACCCGCGCUCCUCUCCCUCUCCGUCGCCCUGCCGCGCCGAUACCUCACCUCAUCCCCCCGCGUCCGCACCGGCAAUUUCGCCGACCACCCGCGCGUAACAGACCCGAUCCCGUCGAGCGAUGCGUCCACGACGACGCUGCCGCUGACGACGAGGAGCGGGCCGCAUCCGAAGGUUAAUGUGGAUCCUAAUACUACCGCGUGGCGAAAAGAAGAACCAGCAACAGAAACCAAAAAAUCCUACGUCCUCGCCCGCCCUAUCUACUCGCCCUCCGAACUCAACGUCGCCGUAACCCACCGCGACAUCCAAUCCCUCUCCGACCGCGUCUCCUACGCCCUCGUCCGCGUCAUGCGCUUCGGGUUCGACACAGCCACGCGCUAUUCCGAUCAAGUCGGCGCCAUGACCGAGCACCAAUGGCUCAACCGCCUCGUCUUCCUGGAGACCGUCGCGGGGGUGCCGGGGUUCGUCGGCGGGAUCCUGCGCCAUCUACGAUCCCUUCGGUUACUGAAACGCGACAACGGGUGGAUCCAUACCUUGCUAGACGAAGCGCAGAACGAACGCAUGCACCUGCUCUCCUUCCUCAAAGUCAAACAACCCAACCUCCCCUUCCGCAUGAUGGUCCUCCUCGCCCAAGGCACCUUCUUCAACCUCUUCUUCCUCUCCUACAUCCUCUCCCCGCGCAUGUGCCACCGCUUCGUCGGGUAUCUCGAGGAAUCCGCCGUACACACAUACACCCACUGUCUGAAGGAUAUCGAGAGUGGACAGCUCAGGCAUUGGGCCACCACCCCGGCACCCGAGAUCGCGAGGGAGUAUUGGCAGCUGGGCGACGGCGCGACGUUGAGGGAUAUGGUGCUGGCAGUGAGGGCGGACGAGGCAGAGCAUCGAGAUGUUAAUCAUACGUUGGCUAGCCUCAAGCCGGAUGAUAAGAACCCGUUCUGAGGGGAUUGUGGUGGAUGGUCGGGCCCGCCCCCCGCUGCUGGCUUUCAUGAGCAACGGACUGUUAACCAUAGCUUUUUUUUUUUUUUUACUCGUAGUCGUUUCUUUUUCGGAUACUCGAUACUCUUCAUUUGUUGUUAUUCCUCUUUCCUUACCAUACCAUAAAGUCAUAAUACCCCUUCUUACCUCAUCUACGGCAUCUCAAAAUGAUAUACACUUUUCGCAGGUUU